AUGAUAGAUAAUGAUGUAGAAUUACCAGGUGAAUCUGAGUAUGUGCAUUAUACAGAAGAAUAAUUAGGAAAGAGUUUUAUGCCUGAAUUAAGAGAAUUAAAAUUAAAAACAUAAUAAUCUCAAAAUUUCAAAUAACCUGAAAAUGCAAAAACAUCAUAGUCAUAGUAAUUCAAGACUCUACAAUCUUAAAAUUUUUCAAAUAAUGACUUUUAGUAGCAUAUAUAAUAAAAAUCAUCUAUCACAGAUGAAAGCUGCGAAUUACCCACAAAUGCAAUUUAGAAGUCGAUUCCUCCUUAAUUAAGUAGGGUUUAGGCAAGCCAAAAUGUGUAAGACAAUUAUUAAGAUGAAGAAAUAGAUGAAUCAAAUUAAAAUUCAGAUGAAGAAAAUUAUGAUUAAAAAGAUUUUGAACCUGAAGAAGAGGAAGUUAAUGAUUAAGGUAUUGACAAUCCUUUUGAUCAGAAAGAUGAAUAGGAUGAUUAAAAUGAGAAUUCAGAUAAAGAAUAAUAUGAUAUUGAAAUUCCAAAUCCAUAGAAUUAUGAUUUAAAUAUGUUAAAGACCCAAGAAUAUUAUGCUAUGUUUGUUGAAAAUAUAAAGCCUUAAUCAAGGCAGCAAGAACUUAAGUUCCCAACAAAAUUGCUUCAAUAAAAUACAUUAAAGUUGAAUAAUGAUACAAUAUAAUAAUCAAGUAUGUGCGAAUAAAGUGAAAUCAUUGAAAGCUAGUUAAAAUGCAACAAUGAAAAAUAAGGAGAAGUUGAGGAAGUUCAAAUGAGUUAGGCUUAGUUUUCGGUAUAUUAGUAAUCAAUGGCAAUACCAGAGGAUGAAGAACCCUCGUAGCCUACUGCAUCUUAGAAAGCACUCAGAAAUUCAAGUAGAAAAUAUUAAAAACCUAAAACAGUAGAUAUUUUUAAGAAUGAACAACCUAGGAACUCCAAUCCAUAAUCUCAAAAUUAAAUUCCUCAACUAUAAGAACAAUCUAGAUUUACGAACUAGUAAAUUCCAGAUUAAUCAAGAUGUACAAAUCUAUAGAUGCCUGAUUAAUCUCGUUGCACCAAUCAAAACCCUAUUGCUUCUCAAACCUUUCUGUACCAACCUAGAGUUGAAUUAGUUAAAUCAAGAUUAGAAAAUCUUUUUUAACAUACAAACGAAUUAAUGGCAGAUCUACCAAAAGUUAAAGUUGAAAAAAUAGUGGCUGUCGACGAUGAUGAAAUCAAAUCUUACAAAAUUGAGGAGAAUUCUUAAUGGUAAUAACAAUUAGAUUUGUUUGCCUACGAAUAAAGCCAUAGUUGA
Molecule: messenger RNA, 1287 nt
Organism: Paramecium octaurelia
Lineage: Eukaryota; Ciliophora; Oligohymenophorea; Peniculida; Parameciidae
Source: the annotation of a GenBank genome assembly